Molecule: messenger RNA, 1855 nt
Organism: Varanus komodoensis (Komodo dragon)
Lineage: Eukaryota; Metazoa; Chordata; Lepidosauria; Squamata; Varanidae
Gene: TEKT4
Product: tektin 4
Exons: 6
Coding region: 376-1719 (447 amino acids)
Biological process (GO): cilium assembly; cilium movement involved in cell motility
Cellular component (GO): microtubule cytoskeleton; sperm flagellum; nucleus
Source: RefSeq, a predicted model, not a curated record
CUCUUGUGCUGCGAGGCCCCUGCCCCCCUCCUCCAUCGCACCCUCUGCACAGGCAUCCCCCUUCAGCCGCCCUGUCCACCACCACCUCCCGGGCAACGCAGGGCCAGGGCCCACUCCAUCUCCAGGCUGGGUCUGUUGGCCUCUGCCAUCACCCAGGCGGCGGGAGGAUGCCGCCGCCAACACACACAGCCUGAACCUGCCUGCUGAUUGGCUGGUGGUUGCCCCUAGCAACAGGAGGACGCUGUGCAGAGCAGGUUUUGUGACCGGCAAGCACUGUGUCGGCCUCUGAGUGAGCCGGGGGCUUUCUGCGGGAAGCAAAGCCACUUGGCGACUUGCACAGUCCACUGACGGACCAGUCGACUCCAGGAGCCAACCAUGUCCCACCCCGGGGUGCUCCUGACCAAGGAGCCAGCCCCGCAGAGCAUCCCUGUCUCUGAGCUGCCCAUGAAGGUUUACGAGCCGGCUCUGAACACUGGCCCCGACUCCUCUUGCGGCUUGGCCACGGCCGGCUUCCGCACGGCCAAGUACCUGCCGGAGGAAUGGCACCAGCACAACUAUUCCCAGUACCACCAGGCCUUUGCUGACCGCGACCACUCCGAGCGGUGCCGCCUGGAGGCCCAGAACCUGGCCGCCUACACAGCCGAGCUGGCCCAGCGCACGCAGGAGGACUCCACCUCCAAGGUGGGCGAGCGCCUGCAAGACAUCCACUUCUGGAAGUCAGAGCUGCAGAGGAUGAUUGAGGACCUCGCGGCUGAGACCAACCUGCUGGCGGCCCAGAAGCUGCGGCUGGAGCGGGUCAUCGACGCCACUGAGAUUCCCUACAGCAUCGCCACGGACAACCUGCAGUGCCGCGAGCGCAGGCAGCCCCCUGAUCUGGUGCGGGACCAGGUGGAGGUGGAACUGCUCAAGGAAGCUGAGCUCAUCAGAAGUAUUCAGGAGCUCCUGAAAAGAACCGUGAAGCAAGCUGUUAAUCAGAUGCAGUUAAAUCGAGAUCACAAGCAGAUCUGUGAAAUGGACUGGUCAGAUAAGAUUGAAACGUACAACAUUGAUGAGAAAUGUGGGAGAUACAAUAACCAGAGCACCAACAUCCAGUUCCACCCAAGUUCAUCCAAAUUUGAAGACAGUGCUUCCACUCCAGAAACGUGGGCCAAGCGCAGUCGUGGCAACAUCCACCGGGCCGAGCGGGAGGAACUGGCUUCCAUCAACCUCCGUGCCCUGGUCGACAACAUCCUGCACGACACAACGGAGGACCUGCGCAUGCAGUGUGAUGUGGUGAACCAGGCCUUUGCGCAGCGCUGCGAGGAGAUGGAGGAUGCCACGCACAAACUGGAGCAUCACCUGCAAAAGACACUUAAGGAGAUUGGGGAGCAGGAGCACAACAUUGCUGCCCUCAAGCAGGCGAUUAAAGACAAAGAAAUGCCCCUCAAGGUAGCCCAGGCGAGGCUGUACGACCGCUCGUUCAGGCCCAAUAUCGACCUCUGCAGAGAUGCUGCACAGUUCAGGCUCAUCAGCGAAGUUGAAGAACUGACAGCGUCUAUUGAAGCUCUCAAGAAGAAACUCCUGGAGUCUGAGCAGGCACUGCGGAACCUGGAGGACACACGCAUGAGCCUCGAGAAGGAGAUUGCCGUGAAGGCCAACAGUAUUUUUAUUGACAGGCAGAAGUGCAUGGCCCAUCGCACCCGCUACCCCACUGUUCUUAAACUAGCAGGCUACCAGUAGGCUCAGCGGGACCCAGGCCAGACCCAGCUGUUGCUGGAUGCGAGGAACCCUCCUCUUGCUUAGUCUCAUGGGGCAUGUAAGCUUUUCCCCCACUAAUGUCUUUGGUUUCAGUAGCAAAUAUACAAGUGUCGCUGGA